This is a messenger RNA of Prosopis cineraria, 2092 nucleotides long. RefSeq names its product protein ABCI7, chloroplastic. Gene Ontology annotation, biological process: iron-sulfur cluster assembly. The record is from RefSeq and is a predicted model, not a curated record. NCBI's taxonomy places the organism in Eukaryota, Viridiplantae, Streptophyta, Magnoliopsida, Fabales, Fabaceae. Bases 130 to 1635 code for a protein of 501 amino acids. The transcript has 4 exons.
UAGCUAAUUCCAGCACAAAAUCGUGCCUCUUAUUGGCCGUCAAAGGUCAGCGUGGUGUCUGGUGGAGAAGGCAACUAGGCCAGAAGUUAGAUUUUUGGAUGUUUCAGCACAUUCAACUUUACAUCGUCGAUGAAUGGUUCAGCCUUUGCUCCUCCAGUUUCGAUGAGUACUUCAUCCUUAACGCCUCCAGUUUACAAACCCUCAGUUCUUUUAUUCUCACCAUCUACGACUACAACUUGUAAGAUCAUCGGCAAUCGCAAAACCAAAGCGACUGUCUCUGUUCAAUCUUCUUUUACUUCACAGCCCAUCACUUCUGACCCAUUUGUACUUGAACUUGCUGAAACCCUUGAGGACUCUAUCCCCUCGUCUUCUUCAGCUCCCCCACCACUCCAGAAGCUCAGAGAAGCAUCCUCUGAAUCAUUGCUCUCGACUGCUUGGCCUUCUCGCAAAGACGAGCCCUUUCGCUUCACCGACCUCUCAUUCAUCAGGUACUCAGAAAUCCGCCCUGUUUCUCACCCUCCAUAUCCAUCUCGCUUGUCCGGUGUUUCUGUGAAUUCUCAAUUUCCGUAUCUUGGAAUUGUUGAUGGCCACGUGGUAAAAUCAAUGUCCAAUUUGACCGGAUUGCCGGAAGGGCUUUAUGUUGGUAAUUUGUCGGAACUAACUUCGACGAGCAUAAUGGAUAGGAUCUCUGAAAUUGUUUGGGGGCUGAAUGGUGGGGACUUGUUCUGGUCUAUCAAUGGAAUAGGAACUCCUGAUGUGGCAGUAGUCUAUGUUCCGGAGGGUUGCCGAGUGGAAAAUCCGAUACAUUUAGCGUACUUUUCAAUUGAGGGCAGCAACGAAGGUUUGAAUGCAAUGCAUGUUUCAAAUCCAAGAGUGCUUGUAUUGGUGGAGAAGGGAGGAGAGAUUGAUAUAAUUGAGGAAUUUUCGGCAGAAAACGGGAAUCGAUGUUAUUGGGCAAAUUCUGCUUUGGAGAUGGUCAUUAGAGAAGGUGGAAAAGUUAGGCAUUCGUAUAUCCAGAGUCAAUCCUUGGGUGCAGCUCAUAUAAAAUGGACCUCAGUCCAGCAGGAAUCAUCUAGCACAUAUGAGUUGGUCGAGGUAAGCUCAGGAGGAAAGCUCGGUAGGCAUAAUCUUCAUAUCCAGCAGUUGGGCCCCAGUACGGUGACAGAAUUAUCAACAUUACACUUGUCUGUUGGCGAUCAAACCCAGGAUCUGCAUAGUAGCCUUGUCUUGGAUCAUCCACGAGGUUAUUCCCGUCAACUUCACAAGUGCAUCCUGGCUCAUUCACAGGGACAAGCAGUAUUUGAUGGGAAUGUAAAGGUUAACAGGUAUGCUCAGCAGACAGAUGCAGGGCAGUUAACAAGAAGCCUCCUUCUUGAACCUCGGGCAACUGUAAAUGUUAAACCAAAUCUCCAAAUUGUGGCCGAUGAUGUCAAAUGCUCUCAUGGAGCAGCCAUAAGUGACCUAGAAGAAAGCCAACUUUUUUAUUUUCAAGCUCGUGGCGUUGACAUAAAGACAGCUAGAAGAAUGCUAGUUUUUGCUUUUGGAGGGGAGAUCAUAAAUAAGUUGCCUUAUCCUUCUAUUAGAGAGAGUGCGCGAAGGCAGAUUAAGCAAUUAUUGGAUCCACCUCCUAAUUGAUCAUCAUGCUGGUGCAAAGAUGAAAGUGAGGAGAGGGGAGUUGUUAGCGCAAAUGUAAAUAAACAUGACUUGGAUGAAUCUGCUGAAGUACCAGCUCUAUCAAUAUCACAUUCCGAUCACUCUUGGUUUUACAGAGACUGUAUGGCCUUCAUUUUUAGAACCCCUAGCACUUUUCUUGUUAUUGUUAUUGUUAUUAUUUUUUUCUCUCAUAUUGGUUGGAUGCAGGAACUAACGUACGUUUCAUUCAGGAUAAAAAAUGUCAUGUCAUAGAGAGCUGAAGUAACGUUGCUUCAGUUUUAUCAUUACGCAUUAAAUUUGUGUAUGAAGCAUGGUAGAAGGAGAAUCAGGCAGUCCACAAAUUGUUGAUUUGCCUGCUUCUCCCUACUUUGCCCUCAGACCCUGUGAAAGGUGGAUGUGCAGAGAUUGUGUGUUUCAAGAGGAGCUUGCUUUGUUUUUC